This is a messenger RNA of Notechis scutatus (mainland tiger snake), 1478 nucleotides long. The record is from RefSeq and is a predicted model, not a curated record. Lineage: Eukaryota; Metazoa; Chordata; Lepidosauria; Squamata; Elapidae.
GACGGGAGGGCGUUGCUCUUCCCGUUGUGCUCUCGUGUCCUGCGCGUCCUACUUUUCCCCUUACAGUCCUAAAAGGUGACUGGUUGGUAGUGUGGUUGUUGGUCUGCGCUAGAAUCGAGACCAGCCUCUUUGAUUGACUGUAUCCCACAGAGUGGUUGGAGUGGAAAGUAGCAUUGCCUUGCAAAGAGUGUGUUAUGUGAGCACGGGUCCUUGAUUAUAGUCAUAUCCUCUUUAUUGUAUCCUCUUUAUUAUUUUCACAAAUAACUCAAGUCGGCGACCAUAUACAACACUUCUUCCUCCUCCCAUUUUUCUCACCACGACAACCCUGUGAGUGUGUUUCAGAAUCACCUUAACUUUCUUACGACGAGCCUUAAAUUCUUCUUAAAAUGUCUGCCAGUAGUAAAAUAACUCAACUAAUUAAUAAAGUACCUGGAAAGAAACGGUUUGGUGUGUACAGAUUUCUUCCUUUCUACUUCAUUCUCGGUGGUGCUAUGGAAUGGUUUAUGAUUAAUGUUCCAGUUGGCAACCAGACCUUUUAUGAUGUUUACCGUAGGAAAGAGGCUGAGAAAUAUUACCAGAAAUUGGAAGAAAAGUGAAUUCAACACUGAAUUGUCUGUACAUAAUGGAUUCUAAACUAAUAAAUGAAACUAAGUUUCAAAGUUUGCUUAAAAUACGAAUACCGGCUGCAUUUUGUUCAGAAAAAUUUAUUUUUGUUAAUCUGUCUUGUUUCAAAUAAAAAAUAAUGUGUUUUGGUGAACUCAAGCGCCAUCAAGUUGGUACUGUAUUGACUUAAGUGACCACAUAAAUUAUCUCUAAGCGUUAUCUGUCCCUAUCCUGAUCCUUCAGGGCUUUCAUUGGUGCACUCUGCUGCUGUAAUUGAAAUAUUCAGACCUUAAGGUAAAAAUUUCCUGCCUAGUUGUUUCCAACUCUAGAGGGCGGGACUCAUCUCCGUUUCUUAGUCAAACGAGCCAACAUUGUGCAGAUAUUUCUGUGGUCAUGUGGCCAGCAUGAUUACAACUCAGACCUACUCAUAUAUUAACCGUAAGACUGAUUACCUGUUUCAUUUUAGAAAAUAUUGUUUUAGAAAUUGUUGCUUUGUGACCCAUUUCAUUAUCAUUUUUUGUAAAUAUACACAAUCACAUGUUUAUAUAUUAUUAAAGUAAAAAGAAUUAUUUUACUUUGUUACUGGGCUGAUUUGAGGGUGUGCAAAAAGAAAAGGCAAAAAGGAACAUUUGAUCCCAAUGUUUGCAGUAGACCUCCCCCCUCUCUCUCAUACCCCCCCCAACCAUUAUGAUAAUAUGUAUACAAUAUAGAUCCAUGCUUCAGUUAAUAUGUUCUGGUUGUUUAUGGAAGAUACACGUGUGGAGUUAUCACACAGAAGACAUUUGUGAAUAUGCUAGAUAAUGUAGAUCUUAUCAGGAUUUAUGUAUUUUUCAAAGCCUUAAUAUGAUUUGAUUUGGCUUAGCAUGCUAUUACCU